Chara braunii is the source of this 2438-nucleotide messenger RNA. The record is from the annotation of a GenBank genome assembly. Lineage: Eukaryota; Viridiplantae; Streptophyta; Charophyceae; Charales; Characeae.
ACCCCGUCCUUGACUGCCCACUCCCCGUGCUUGAAUUUCUCGGCAGCACUCCAUCGUCAUAGCACUUGGCGAUGAGCAUCUUCAGACGAUCUUCGUCGGAGAGUGGAAGAGCUGCAUGUCCCAGCGGCGAGCGACCUCUGUUAGGUUGAUGACGCUUUGGAUGACAUUGGGACCCUUGUCCUUGAGAAACCACGACUCUUACUUCUUGAGGCUUGAGGAUCUCACGUUGUUAUCGCGGCCUGAAGAGUGGAAGAGCUGCAUGUCCUGGCGGCGAGCGACCUCUGUUAGAUUGAUGACGCUCUGGAUGACAUUGGGACACUUGUCCUUGAGAAGCCAUGACUCUUACUUCUUGAGGCUUGAGGAUCUCACGUUGUUAUCACCGCCUGAAGAGUGGAAGAGCUGCAUGUCCCGGCGGCGAGCGACCUCUGUUAGGUUGAUGAUGCUCUGGAUGACAUUGGGACCCUUGUCCUUGAGAAGCCAUGACUCUUACUUCUUGAGGCUCGACGAUCUCACACGUUGUUAUGGCUUUAUACGUCAGUGGAUGAAACGUGGCGCCGCGAUUUCGUAUCUGCACGGCAGCGGAUCACAUGCACAUGCUCCCGCCACGUCACAGGAAUUGACGGCUCGGCGGGAGGCGUCCGAGCGGUGGUCGCGCGGGCGCGGCGGGGGAAUGACAUCGAUUUGCUCGCGGACAUGCUUCGGCUGCUGCUGCUUCACGCCUAGCCGUGACUGGCGGAACUUCAAAUUUUGCCGAUUCCAAGACGGCGGUGCAAAUGCCGCCACGUACGCGCCAAUGGCUGCUGCUGCGGCUAACGGUACUUUUUCCCGCCGUUUUUUCUCCACACGCCGUCACCAUCACGUUUUUCAAGCAAAUGGCGUGCCAUUUGCAGGUUGCCGGCUUUUACCUUCGCCUGCUUCUUUUGCUCGUGGCGUCAACAACAAGUCUCUUCGACCAUCCCGAGUUGACGAUGACAAUACGUGCACCAAGUGCCUCGUUCCACUGCGAGCCACCAAACGUAAAAACGCCGAAAAUGGCGAAUGCAUCUGGCCAGGUUCUGCUGCACUAUACGUUCGUCAUACUUGCAUUUGGCGAGCGGUGGAUCGAGGGCAUAAAUUGCCCGUCGCCGCUGCCGCCGCCGCUGCAAGUGGCGCUCUUGUAGCCCGUCGCGAUCCUGGCGAUGACGACAAAGUAUGCUUCGCAGCGGUCCUCUCCUCCUCUCCUUGGACAACGCCGCCGCUCCGCCGAUCUGCGCGCGAAGCAGGCGCUUUGGAGAAAACUAGAUCACCUCGAAGCCAGCCAUGGCGGAAGUCAUCUCGCUUAUCGCCUCUGCCAUACUCGCGUGCCGAGUCUACCCCUCACAGCUGGCUGGUUGACGGAAGAUCGAACUCGGAACCAGAGAAAGUGUGUGGUCAUCGACGCGGCCAUACCAAAAGUCGUUCUGCGCCGUUGGAUUUGGUAUUGCUCCGGUCCUGGCCGUCGAGCGGGAGGGCUGAGAGGAGCGAUGGACGAGGACGGGACCCCGGAGGAAGAAGACGAAGAUGGACUAGCCGUUCCCGCGGCGCAGCUGCAUGGGAAAGCGGCGAAACCGCGGGCAACAUGAGCGACCCUGGAAAUACGCCGGAAGAAAUGGAGCAGGAAGAGGAGGAAGAGGGGAAGGAGGCGGGGGAGGUGGGGAAGAUUGUGAACAUUCUUGCUUCGAUUGCCGACAGCCUGGCCGAGGUGAAGGAGACGAUGCGAUCGAUGUCCAGCUCAUUAAAAGUAAUAGCAGACGCUGCUGCCGUUUUGUCGGCGAGUAGUAGUACUGACAGUGUUGACGUCAACACUGAUCCAAUGGCGACGGAUCCGCGCAUCGUGGGAGUGGAGCUUCGAUCCGACGACUUGCGUGGCAACAUGGAUGAUGUGAGCGGACAGUGGAGGGCUACUGCUCCUUACGAUGGCUAUUUACAAGGAGAAGAUAUUCUGUCCGGCGAAAUUUAUGGCUCAGGUGGGUUUCCCUCCUCCCCUUUCUCUUCAUCCUCCAGCUACUCGUCCUCGGCCUCCUCUCAAGGCAUUAUGCGAAACGGGGAGGAAGGGAGCGAUCAGGCAAACUCGGGCCCGGAAGAGGCUCAGCUCAGCGACAGGGAUGGAAUGGAUCGGAAUCGUUGCUCGAGUGAGUUUGAGCAGUCCGAUGCCAAGGCCAUCGAACAGAGCGCCAUCGCCAGCCAGCUGGCCCUGCGGUUGCAGCAAGCUUUCUUCCAAGCACGGAUCGAAGGGCUCGGAAAACCAUUUCAGGCAUGGUGGCCACAGUUGGGCCGUGAGCUGUUCAGAUCGGAUGCCAGGAACCGGUGCGACUCUAAACCAAGCCUCAACCCUAAACCAAGCCGAAACCCCGCCAGUGGGACCUAGUCCCGGGCCCAACCUCCCAUAUCAUGAUUUACAAUGAAUACAAGCGCAUGAA